This is a messenger RNA of Stylonychia lemnae, 4275 nucleotides long. The record is from the annotation of a GenBank genome assembly. NCBI's taxonomy places the organism in Eukaryota, Ciliophora, Spirotrichea, Sporadotrichida, Oxytrichidae.
AUGGAUUUAAUUGAAGAAGAAAGCUAUAGAGAUUAGACAGUUAAAUAGAAUCUGUCGAGCAUUAGUAAGGAAUUCGAAGAACUAAAAAUAGAACUUGGCAUUAAGAAGCCGAGCCAGGAUUCAAAAACUUUGUGGAAUGAUCCAACUUCUUUUUUUGAUGAAAAGCGAAAUCAAUUGUUGCAGUCAACUGGAUAUAAAAUACCAAGAGAAAAUUCAAGUAGUACCUAAAUUGGAGUCUGCGCAAUGUGGAAGCAGUAAAAAUUCCUAAAAUACAUUAAUGCAAAAAUGAUCUUAAAAAAUCGGGCAUCUCCAAUCCGAUUAAAGAGGAAAUACAAAGACAUUAUUAAACCAACCUCAGAAUAUUAUUACAAACUUUAGAAAGAAAAUCUCUAACAUUACGAAGAUUCUUCAAAUAGGAAGAUGAUUGCGAUGAAUACACCAACUCAAAUAAAUCAUUUUAAUUUUGCUCCAAGUACUCCAAGAUAAAAAUUAGCCUCAAUGCUAAAUAGUUAAGCUCUCAAAAAUAUGAUGGUCAAGCAAUAGAACACUAGCAAAUUUGGUAGUUUUAAAUAGUCUUUAUUUAUCAACAACAACAGGAAGACUUCUUUAGCAAAUGAUCAAGUUUUCAUGAAUUAAAAUAACGCUUUAUACAAUUCAAUCCAGACUGAUAAUAUGUAUGAGCCUAACAGUGGUAGAUUUAACUAUGAUAUGAUAUCUACGAAAGGAGGAGGUCUUGGUUAAGGAAAGGGUGGAGGUGGGGAUCAUCAUGAGAACAGUUUUCUCUUUGAAAGCCCAGGAGGAAACGACUUUGAUGAUACAUAUGACAGAAAUUACUUACUAAACAAUAGCAGAGGGGGGAAAUAAUCCUACAAUUAGGACUAAGUUUCGAGAAAUGUAAAUGAACUUAAAAAACUGAAAAAAAAGAAAAAAAUAACUAGAAUGGAUAGUCGAAAUAGCAAGAAAAAGGGGAAAUUAGUAAGAAAAAGCAAAAAAGGAUCUUAAAUUGGUUUUAGAGGCAUAACAAAUUUCUUCAGAGGCAAUACAAAUAAUAAAAAUUUACAGCAGACAACAUCAAAUGCAUCUGAAAAUAGCGAUUAAGAGGAGGAGGAGCCUGUGUAAAUGAUUGAAUCCAGAUUUUAAAGAAGCAAAUUCAUAAUAUUUCCCUAUUCAAGUAUAAAAUUUGGUUGGGAUAUGUUUCAAAUAAUCAUCAUCAUUGGAAUGGCAAUCUUGAUUCCAUUUCAUCUAAGUUUUGGAAUAGAUGCAAAUCUUAUAUCAAUGCUCAUUUUCGUUGAAUGUUGUAUGAUAAUAGACAUUUGUGUGAACUUUAACUGUGGAUACCUUUCCAAAGGAGUACUUGUUAUGCAACGAGAUAGUAUCAUUCAUCAAUACUUAAGAGGCUAUUUCUUACUCGAUUUCAUAUCUGGAGUUCCUGUAUAUACUAUAUAUUAUAACCUUUAUGGAGACUUAUGCUUUUAUAGUAUGGAUUAUCUUUUGACAAAUAAUGUCGAUGGAACUAUUAAGUACUAAGGAUAGCUGAUUUAAAUGAAAGAUUCUUCAAUAGCAUUUUACAUACUAAUGCUUAUAUUUAAAAUUAUCAAGAUGAUAAAAUUCUCAGAUCUAUCAAAUAGAGUAAAUGAACUUAUAAUGACUGAUUUCGGUGAUAUAAUGUUCAAAGCUUUAAGAAUCUGCAUUAUGGUCUUCUUAUUUGCUCAUUGGCUUGGAUGCAUAUUUUGGGUUGUUGGUAUAUCGUAGGAUCAUAUUAAGAAUUUUACAUGGAUAAAGGCUAAUUCAUUAUAGGAUCUCUCAAAUAAAGAAUAAUAUGUGUCUUCUGUCUAUUGGGCCAUUACGACAAUGGUUACUGUAGGUUAUGGAGAUAUUACACCUGUAAAUACUACUGAAAGACUAGUAACUAUUUUUAACAUGCUAAUUGCCUCUGGCAUAUAUGCUUAUAUUAUCAAUGAAGUUUCUACUACCGUAAGACAAUAUAAUACUCUAGCUUCAAAGUAUGAGGAGAGAAUGAAAUAUGUCAACAAAUUCAUGAUUUAAAAAGGAAUUCCUUAGCAUCUUAGGACAAAAAUUGUACGAUAUUUGGAAUACAAUUGGGAGUAAAAGAAGAACAUCAAGAUUGAGCAAAGUGAAGUGUUUGGCUUGCUAAAUGGAUCUUUAAGAGACAAAAUAACAGUAUAUAUUAACGGCCGUAUUUUGAGAAGCAUACCAGUCUUUGACAGAUUUCCGAUAGAAUUCGUUUCGAGAUUGAUGUAUAAAUUUACUAAGAAAUCUUAUGCAGUAGAUGAUGUUAUUAUCAAUGAGGACUAAUUUGGAACCUAGAUUUUCUUUAUCAACCAAGGAAAGGUACUUGUGCUUCAUAAAAAAUCUAUGUCAUUCAUUACAGAGCUAAAAAAGGAUGAGUACUUUGGUGAAAUUGGUUUCUUUUCAGAUUUACCUAGACAAGCAACAAUAAAGUCAAGAGAUUAUACAGAACUUAUGGCUCUUGAUAAGGCUUAAUUCCUAGAAAUCAUCGAUGAUUAAGACAAUUAGACAGCUUCUCUUUACUAUCAAAUUCAUGGCUCAAUUGACUAGCAGAGAAAAGAUUUCUCAUAACUUAUGAUUAAGUGCUAUGUCUGUAGAAGAAACAAUCAUAUCUUCCAUUAAUGCGGGAAAUUUAGUUUGAAAACUAAGGGUAACUUGAUACCAUUUAUUGUUAAGAGUGAGAUGGCAAAACAUUAAAGCAAAAAUACAAAAUCUUUUAUGUCCAGAUUUUAAAGCAAAAAUGUUAACAAAGAUAAGAUAGGUAAUUAAACAGGGGAAUUCUAAAAAAGUGAAGAAUAAGAGGAAGAUGUUUUAGAAAUGAUACACAUGGACUUGCAAAGAAAAAAGCAGGAUAACCAUAAUGUUCCACCUAAUUCAACACUUAAUUCAAGUCAGAUGGAUGAAGAAGAUAGUAGACUCAGAUAAAUGUUUAACUAGGAUAUUAAUAGACAAAUUGAGAUAUUUGAAAAGCAGAUGACGCAAAGGACUUUUAGAAGACCAACUUUACCAAUUGCAAUAGAGGGAUUCUCUAAUCGAAGCAAUAAAUUUAACAACUCAAACAAUACUUUGAAUAGUCAUGUCUAGCAAGAAGAUAUGUUUUCAUUAAUGGCAGAACAUAGAAUGAAAUUUCAGCAAAGAAUCUCAGUAAGAAAUGAACUUAUGAAUUUUGAUGACGAAAUCAUCGAGGAGUAAUCUAUGAGUGAUUCAGAAUUUUCAUCUAGAAGUGUAAGAAUGGCCAGAGAUAAAUUAAAUAUACAACACAGUAAAUUGCAAGCCAAAAAAUGUUCAUCUAUGAGAAAUGGUAAAUCUGAUAUCAAUCUAACAAAAAAGUCAUUAUAAAGGUAGAUUUCGGUUAAGAAGAGAAGCACUAUUAAGAAAAACUUUAACAAUAGCAAAAUGACCAUACAAUAAAGUCCUACCAACAAAAAUGACGAAGCUGAGAUGCAGAAAAUUCUUUCUGAAGAUGAAUAAAAAGUAGAUUCAAGCAGAACAACAGACUAAUAGGAUGAAAAUGAUAAUCAAAAUUAUGGCAUAUCUAUAACUCCAAAGCACCCUUUGCAUAAUCAUUAGUAUAGCAGAAUGAGUUCACCCUACAACCCUAAGGAAAUAUCUAGAGAGCUCUCUUAAAAAUAAGCUUAGGAAUAGAUUAUAAUCCAAUAAUAACAAAAAUAAUCAUAAAUUUGGUAAGUGUAGUAAGAAGAACAACCAUAAUAAUAAUUUGAAAAUAGAAAUGUAUUAGGGUAAAAACCUUAGGAUUAGGAGAAGAAAAGUUCUUUUAUAAGAGUCCCUGAAUCAACUUUUAAAUAUCAUCAAUCUUACACACGAAUCCUUAUAGAUGGGAAAAAUAAGAGAAAUAGUAACCAAAAAAAGAUUCAAAAUAUCAAAAGAAAACCUAAAGCUUCUAGGAUUCAGCAGAGAGAUUUGUUUAGUAAUAAAUUCUUCGUUGAGGAUUUCCUAGAAGACAUAAAUUCAGUAAACCUAAUAGAAUAAGACUCACUUUAAAUGAUGAUGGAGAAUACUCCAAGAUCAGCAUAGUUUAAAAAUAUGUAGUUUAGAAGAACAACUACUAGAGGUAAUACAGGUGUGAAUCCUUAUUAAUUUAUCAAUGUUCCAAGGAAUCAAAGACUUCAUCAAUUUUCCUAAAGUGGAAGUCCAAUUGAAACCAGCUUUGCGAAUUUUAACCCUAUAAAGAACACAAGCUAAGAAACAGAUGAUAGUUUCCUUCAGGAUCUCCAUAAAAGAUGA